Molecule: messenger RNA, 1938 nt
Organism: Penicillium canariense
Lineage: Eukaryota; Fungi; Ascomycota; Eurotiomycetes; Eurotiales; Aspergillaceae
Exons: 2
Coding region: 1-1938 (645 amino acids)
Source: RefSeq, a predicted model, not a curated record
AUGUCAGCAACGCCUCGCAAGCCUGGAACCCCCGUCAGUCCCAGCAAAUCAGUGGCCGCAGAUCCGCCCUCGACCAACGGGUCCACCACACGAGGACAUGCACGCUCACCCAGCGCUGCGACCAACGGCCUCAACCGCUCCCCCUCCUUAAGAGGUUCCACUCCCGUCUCUGCGCGCGCCGCUGCACGAAAACCUGGCCGGUCCAAUCUGAGUAUGUCCAACGUCCCGCGGAUCAAUAACGACCCCUCCGAGGAGGAGGCGCGGGCCCAGAAUGCCGCCCUGAUCGAGGAGCUCCGAGAGCAGCUGCAGAAGGCCGAGACGGCCUCCGAACAAUAUCAGAAACAACUCGGUGUCUUGCAAAUGCGCCUAGAUGAAGCGGUUAGCGAGCAAGGAAAGUUGGAGGACCAAGCCCACGAGAAAGAUACUCGGCUGGAGAGGCUGGAUGGCGAAAUUCGGGAUCAGGCUCGUCAGAUCCGGGAUCUCGAGCAGAACCAUGAGCUAGAGCGGAAUGCGAUGCUGCAGGAGAAGGAGCAGCAGACCAGCCGUGAGGAAGAGUUGCAGGCAACCAUCCAGCGGUUGAAGGACUCAGUGGCGCAGAAGAGCAUACCCAUGAACGCAGAGAGCGAACGCCAGAUUUCUAGAUCUUCCAGCUUCCGCAACAGAGCCUCUCCCGAUGUCGAUGGCCAGUUCGCUCCAUCGUCGCAACUCGAGCGAAGCCCCUCCCGGAAUAACUCAAAUCUUCUCCUCCAGAAAGACAAGCUCAUUGAGUCCUUGCGGCUCGAGUUGGCUGAGUCCCAGAUCAAGUUGGUGGAGAUGGAGAACAAAGGUGGAGGCCGGCAGCGCGAGUUGGAGAAGGAGCUUUUGGAGGCUCGGAUGGCGAAUGCCCGUCUCAUGGAAGACAACGAAAGCUACCAACUCUUACUCAGCGAGAAGACUCUCACCGGUGACUUCACCAAGGGUGACUUCAUGCAGCAUGCUCAUCCCGAUAAGCAGUCUAGCGGUGGUCUAGGUUCUCUCGCGGAUGAGCUUGAGUCUGUUGAUGAAGCGCCAGAAACUGAUCCCGGCCGCAAGGUGGACUCCGAGGCCAAGACUCUGAGAGACCAGAACAAGGCGUUGACGCUAUAUAUUGAGCGCAUCAUCAGCCGUGUCCUUCAGCAUGAUGGCUUCGAGCACGUUCUUGACCGGAAUGACGAUGAAGCCGGGUCCAAGCCUGGCACUGCGGCAGGGGACAAAGAGCUGCCUCCUACGCCGCCCGAGAAGGAUGACGCACCAGCCCAAUCCCUCCUGCAGCGGGCGAAGUCAGUGGUCUCGGGUCCUCCUCGCUCCCAGCCCCGAUCUCGCCCAACCAGCAUGAUGCCCCCUCCCACAAUCCCCCACACUACUGCGAACGAGAAUCCGGAUACGGCGCCAAGUAUCCCGCUCAGAGCCCAGUCCGUGCGUGCUAAUCAUCGCCGCACCCGCUCGGAGCAGGUGGAUCCGAAUGCCGCCUCGGUCGUCGGCCAGAUGUAUCGUGGCCGCAACUCGGGCGGGCCGAUGAGCCCAACUGCAAUGGGCCCCGGCUCGCGCCAGAGCAUGUUCUCUGGCGCCGCCAGCUACAUCUCCAGCCGUGCACCCUCAAUGUCUAGUCAACCUGAUCGGGCUGGGCGCAGCAGCUCUCCCAGCGUGACCAGCGAUAUCCAUGGCGAUACCAGCUCCAUGGGUGCAACAUCCAGCCCGCCUCGCUCCAGCAGCGGCAUGAACAACUACACCGGCGCAGUGAUGACACAGAAUAAGCUGCGUCCUCUGCGUCUGGUGAGCGAUGCUGCCAAGCUAGAGGAAGAGGAGGCCGCGCGCAAGAAAGCCAACCGUGCGAGCUGGAUCCCAGGCUGGUUCAACCGUCCUACCAACCCGGAUGAACAGCAACAGCAGCCGCAGCCGCAGCCGCAGCCGCAGUCCUAG